Molecule: messenger RNA, 1862 nt
Organism: Etheostoma spectabile (orangethroat darter)
Lineage: Eukaryota; Metazoa; Chordata; Actinopteri; Perciformes; Percidae
Product: UNC93-like protein MFSD11
Exons: 13
Coding region: 399-1739 (446 amino acids)
Source: RefSeq, a predicted model, not a curated record
GUGGGAAAACCAGAGAAACCCAUCAUGACGAAAGAGUCGAAGAAGAACAAGGAAGACCGUUAACAAAUGCUUGUAAUUAAAGUCACAAGUUGUCAUGCGUACUUCGUAUGAUAGAAGGGAAGUGCCCUCAUAACAGCCGCCCUGUGGCUGUCUGUGUCCCGCACUCUCCGCUACACCUCUGUCCUUCAUGCCGUUUGCGCCCUAAACUGUAACUUAACAGUUGGUAAAGUCAACUUUAGUGGCGCAACUUGGUUCAGAUGGAUUUAUCCCAGUCGUUAAUGAAUCCGUAGGAGAGUCUUUCCUAGAUGUUUAGUUCCAAUGAGUCGACAGCACAGCAUUACCAGCGGAGCGUUACACAGCCUCAAUACAUGUAUCGUUAGGGCGAGUAAGAACACACCAUGGCAGACAGAAGGACUUUCAACGUUGUGAUUUUGGGUGUGGGGUUUUUGUUCAUUUUUACCGCCUUCACCACCUGUGGGAACGUUGAACAAACUGUAGUGAAAAGCCUGCAGAAUGGUACUUUCAGUGGGAGUGGCUACCACAGCCUUGGAAUAAUCUAUGGGGUUUUUUCGUUCUCCAAUUUACUCGCGCCAACAGUCGUUGCAGUAAUUGGACCGAAAAUGACUAUGUUUUUGAGUGGCCUUCUUUACAGUGGGUACAUUGCUGUGUUCAUCAUCCCUUCAACAUGGUCCUUUUACCUGACCUCUGUACUGAUCGGCAUAGGAGCAGCCAUGCUCUGGACAGCUCAGGGACACUUUCUGGUGGAAAACUCUGAGGCUUCCACCAUCAACAAGAACACAGGGAUGUUCUGGGCUCUCCUACAGUGCAGCAUGCUGUUUGGCAACCUUUACAUUUAUUUUGACUGGAAUGGAAAAACAGAGAUAUCAGACAGCAGCAGGAAAAACAUUUUUCUGUCCCUGUUGGUCGCCUCCAUACUCGGCACACUCAGCUUCCUGGUGUUGAGAAAGAGCCAUCAUGAAAACGAGAUGCUCUCUGAAGAGGAAGGGCAGCCGCUGCUCUCAACUCCUGGGAUGUAUAAGCACAGAGCAAACACCGCCAUGCAGGAUGCCAAAUCAGAAUUCAAAACCAUCCUGCAACUUCUGAAGACCAAAACGAUGCUGCUUCUGAGUCCCUGCAUGGCAUACACCGGCCUGGAGCUAUCUUUCUACAGCGGAGUGUAUGGGACGUGUAUUGGAGCAACUGCACAGUUUGGAGAAGCAGCUAAAGGCUUGAUUGGCAUCUCUGGGAUUGUGGUAGGCAUUGGAGAAAUUGUGGGUGGAGGCCUGUUUGGAUUGUUGUGUAAGAACAAUCGCUUCAGACGGACCUCGGUGGUGUUUCUGGGAAUGGUUGUCCAUUUCGUUGCUGUCUAUUUGAUCUUCCUCAACAUUCCAGACGAUGCCCCGGUUGUCUUUAGUACCACCACCCAACAUAAACCAUAUCUAACUCCAAGUGCAUCCAUUGCCCUGCUGUGCAGCUUCUUGCUUGGACUCGGGGACAGUUGUUUCAACACACAGCUCUACAGCAUAUUAGGCUGUGUUUAUGCUGGACAAAGCACGGCUGCUUUUGCCAUCUUCAAAUUCAUCCAGUCGGUUUUUGCAGCAGUGGCGUUCUUCUACAGCGGUUACCUCCUGUUGAAGUGGCAACUCCUGCUGAUGGUCAUCCUGGGCUUCUCUGGAACGCUGUGCUUCUUCGUGGUGGAGAGGAUGCAGAACUUCUCCGUAGAUUUGCAGGAAUAUUAGAAAGAAGACAUUUCUGUAUCAGCGUUGAUCGUUCUUUAGGAGGAACUAGGGUCAUCAGAAAAACAAUCCUGUCCUUUUCAUAUCACGAGGGGUUAUUCUAAAAUAAACGGUAUGUCAUACAUA